AUGUCAAUAUCAGAAAAUUUAAGAAAAUCUAUUAGUGACAAAUUUGGGUCUCCGUUUCUUAAUAGAUCUGAAGAAGAAAUUUUGUCUGAUGUUACUACCACAAAUAGUAAAAACAUUGAAAGUAAGGUUUUGGAAAACAAUUCUUCUUUAAAGCAAAAUCAGGAGGAUGAAUUUCGAUCAUUUCCUUAUUCAAGGUUUACUAAAUUCCAAAAAUAUGGGUUGGUUGCACAAUGUGCCUUUACAGGUUUCUUUUCUAGUAUUGCUGGUGCAAUCUAUUAUCCCGUUCUGAACAUUAUUGAAAAAGAAUUUCAUAUCAAUGAAGAACAAGCCAAUAUUACAAUUGUUGUGUAUUUCCUUUUCCAGGGUAUUACACCCAGUAUUAUGGGUUCCAUGGCAGAUACUUACGGUAGAAGACCAAUUAUACUUACAUCUGUCUUAGUUUAUUUUUGUGCAUGUAUUGGUUUAGCUUGUGCUCAAAAUUAUUCUCAAAUCAUCGGCCUAAGAUGCCUUCAAGCAGCUGGUAUUGCUCCUGUAAUUGCUAUCAAUAGUGGUAUAUGUGGUGAUUUUACUACAAAGAAAGACCGAGGUGCUUAUAUUGGUUAUGUCAGUGGAUUUGUUGUCAUUGGGUUUGCUUUCGGUUCAUUAAUUGGUGCUGGUCUCUCUGCGACAUGGAGUUGGAGAGCUAUUUUUUGGUUUUUAGUCAUUGGUUCAGGUGUAUGUUUUGUUUCAACAUUUAUUUUUUUACCAGAGACUAAAAGGAGUUUAGUCGGUAAUGGUUCAGUAACUCCAAAGGGAUAUUUUAACAAAGCACCAGCUCUAAUUAUUCCAAAUGUUAGAAGGUCAUUACAUUUGGAUAAUCCGGAUUAUAGUUCUUUGGAGGAAAGAGAAAAAAGUAACAAUUUUGCUAUAUUUGAAAUUUUGAAGAAUCAUCAAAUAUUAAUCUUAUUAACUGUAGCAGCUAUACAAUAUUCAUGUUGGACAACACAUCAAGCUGCUUUAACUACUGUCUUGAGUAAAAAAUAUGGUUUGGGUGUCACAAAGAUCGGUUUAUGUUAUUUACCAAAUGGUAUUUGUUCAUUGGUUAGUAUGGUUGCAUGUGGUAAAUACUUGAAUUACAGUUAUAAAAAAGAUGUUCAAAAUUAUAAAAGUUGGUUAAAAGAACAAAAGACUAAUUUAUUAAAUGAAAAUAAUCAAGAUCAAAAAGUUGUUCAGAAAAUUGUUGAUAACCAUCCUCAAUAUUAUUUUAAUAUUGCUAGAGCUAGGUUGCAACCAGCUUUUGUUACAUUAUUAUUAAGUAACAUAGGUUAUAUUGCUUAUGGUUGGUGUAUUGAAGUUAAAGCACCAUUAGCAUCCAUAUUAGUGACUAGUGGAUUUGCAUCUUUAUUUAGUAGUUGUAUUUUAACUAUGGCCACUACAUUAUGUGUUGAUGUAUUCCCAUCUUUAUCAUCCACUGCUAGCGGUUGUUUGAAUUUAUUUAGAUGUAUUACGUCGGCUAUAUUUAUUGCAUGUUUGACACGUAUGGUAGACAAAAUGAACUACGGUGGUGUCUUUACAUUUAUGGCAUGUCUUUCAAUGGCGUCUUCCUUUUUAUUACUUGUAGUUAUUAAGGACGGUAAACGAUUAUUUUUCCAGAGUAAAAUCGAACUUUGA
Maudiozyma barnettii is the source of this 1650-nucleotide messenger RNA. Its product is annotated as MFS transporter. Gene Ontology annotation, biological process: transmembrane transport. Lineage: Eukaryota; Fungi; Ascomycota; Saccharomycetes; Saccharomycetales; Saccharomycetaceae. The coding region runs from base 1 to 1650 and encodes 549 amino acids. The transcript has a single exon. Gene Ontology annotation, molecular function: transmembrane transporter activity. The record is from RefSeq and is a predicted model, not a curated record.